Molecule: messenger RNA, 3049 nt
Organism: Myodes glareolus (Bank vole)
Lineage: Eukaryota; Metazoa; Chordata; Mammalia; Rodentia; Cricetidae
Source: RefSeq, a predicted model, not a curated record
ACCAGCUACAGAACCUUGAAUGCUGUGGCUAGGGCAACCUCUGACUCAGGUAUCACUUGUGAGGCUUGCCUCUCUUGUGUUAGCUGCGCGGUUAAGGCCUGGUGUCUUAUAGUGACUAGGACAGUCUGUCUGAUUUUGAUGUCCUGGGUCUUUAGCCACUUAGUGUGCCCUAGAGGGACUUUUCUAAGGAAGUAGUUGUAGAACUCCACGGGUUUUCCCACAGUGGACCCUGGUGAACUGCCAAUACUUGAUAAUUCACCAAUCAGUUACCAAUGCUGCCCACUCAACUGGCUUCAUACUUUGACUAACCUUGAUACCCCAAUCAACUCUCUUUUUGAAGAAAAGGUAUUCUGAACUCUUCAUUCUGUGACCAGAUAAGUUUCUGAUCUUGAACCAACUUGUGGAUUUUACAUUUACUGGAGUAAGUGGUUCUCCCAACAUAGUGGUCAGGCACCCAACACAGGCAAUCCAGGCAGUGAUUCCAUGUGGCAACCAGGACCGUGUUGGAUGGAGACGAACCCUGAUGCUUCCAGACAAUGUAGAAAAAGGAAACAGCAGGAUGAAGGAGGCACGGAGUUGGAUUCUGAACUUUUGGGACAUGGUGGGAAACUGAAACGCCAGGAUGAGGGUAGAACGGAUUGGGAGUUUGAAGAGCCCAGCAAGGCUUGGAUAGCUCAGGAACAGCAAGACCUAUGGCUUCAAAAUCAACAACCAGUCAAAGAGCAGCCACGGAAACCCCAGGAAGAGAGUCCAAAACAGCUAAAGCCCCUGGAGUGGGCCAAAGGUCCAUGGGAGCAGGGUGUAACUGAGAGAAAGUCUGCUGAUUGUGGCAAGGGUCGUAAGCGGCCCUAUUGUGUCAUGGAGGAAUUUGCCCAAGACCAUCAAAGGGAAAAGUACCGAAAGUUACAACAGCACCUUCAACACAAUGGUGACACAAACUCUGACCCACCCAGGGCUCACACAGCCCUCAUGGAUACUUUGAACACCAAAGGUUGUGGGAAAGAGCAGAGUCAUGGAUCCAGUCCAACUCAGUGUGAUCCUAAACAAUCUGUUGCUGUUGCCACAAGAGAAUGUCUGUCACCAGACAAUAGAGUAAAUAUGUCUACCGAGGAAACAUCUGAUACACAGAACGAAGAUGGAGUUACCCUUGAAGAAAGAAGACGACACCACUUGGAGUCUGACUUGCAAAGAACACAGGCUCAAAUCCUGCAUAGUGGCAGCAGCAGGUUACUCCCCAACAAGAUGCCCAUAUUUACUACAGAGAAAAAACCUGUUCAAGGCCAGGGAAAGGGCAGAGGAACAGACGAAGUCCUUGAUGUUACCGAGGACAUGGAAAAAGAAAUCAAGAAGGCACUAGGCCCAGGACCCCAAGAGGAAAUCUUAAGUAGUGCAUUUAAAUUGAAAAUUACUAGAGGAGAUAUCCAGACACUAGAGACUGGUCAGUGGCUUAAUGAUGAGGUAAUUAAUUUUUACAUGAAUCUUCUGGUUCAGCGAAAUGACACUGAAGGCUACCCUGCUCUUCAUGUGUUUAGCACUUUUUUCUACCCUAAGCUAAAAAAUGGCGGCUACAGUGCUGUUAAAAGAUGGACUAGAGGAAUAAAUCUAUUUGAAAAGGAAAUUAUUUUUGUGCCUAUUCAUCAGAAGGUACAUUGGAGUCUAAUAGAAAUCGACCCAAGGAAACGCAGUAUUUUGUAUUAUGACUCAAUGGGACACACAGGGCAGAGUAUCUGUGAGACCAUCUUUCAAUAUUUACAAAAUGAGAGCAAGACUCGAAGGAACAUGGAGCUGGACCCUUUGGAUUGGAAGCAAUACAGCAUGACAUCAGCGGAGAUUCCUCAACAGCUGAACGGGAGCGACUGUGGCGUAUUUACCUGUAAAUAUGCAGAUUAUAUUUCUAGAGACCAACCUGUCACCUUUUCUCAGCAGCACAUGCCCCUCUUUAGGAAGAGGAUGGUAUGGGAGAUCCUGCACAGUCACUUGCUGUAACAACAUCCUCCCGGUUGCUAUGUAACCCUGUAUUUUUCCAUUGAUGCUUCUACACACGUCAUUCAAGAUGGGUUAAAAAUAUUUAAAACAGAUACUGAGCUGUCCAAAACGCAUAGAGCCAGCCCACUCUCUUCAAUGUAGUCCUAAUUUGCAGAGUCCUGCCCAGUGCUGCCUGUAGGAUGCUGUAACUACCGCAAGCUUAGGAACUGCUGUUCAACCCUCAUAAGAACACAUGCUCAAAAAUACUGUUUCAAUGUUGGAUUUAAUUUAUGAAUUUUUUUUUGUCUUCUGGUCUCCCCAUGAUUGUUUGUUUUCAUAAACCCAUUUGCAAAUCUUGGCAGUUGUUUUCCAAUAUCCUGUAACUCACAACUCAAAAACUUGUACAAAACCUUGUGUACACUGUUUAUCUCUGAAAGGAAUACCCAUUAUAGUGUUAUUCCCGCUGAAGACCAGGAGGGACAUCAACAAGAGGAGGCAGGCAGUGUUGACUAGCUUCUCUAAUGCUGAAGUUGGAUCUGUUAAAUUGAGGCUGGGGGUGUGUUUUUAUGUAUUUUUUAAGUUUGAAUUACUACAAAAAAAGAAAGGAAAAUGAAUUGUACAGGCUGAAUCUUUUCUGACCCAUCAAACUCUAUUGGACUUGCGUAGGUGGUAGACAUAUGUGACCAUAAGAUGUGGGCAAGCUACUGUCUGCCUGUAAAGGACUAAUGUAGACCUGUGUAGUCAUAGGAUGUGGCCAAACUGUUGUCUGCCUGCCCAGGACUGUAAAGACAAGCAUCAUGAUUUUUCAAAGACAUAGUCUUUACCAGAAUUAAGAAGACACACUUCAGUUUUGGAAAUUUAUUAGAAAUAACUUUAAUGGUAAAUAUCCAUUAUUAUCUCAUGUCUCAUUGAAUCCAAACCUCAGCUUUGCUAGGGCUAUGUUGAGUUAUUUGAAAAGCUUCAUUUGAUUUAAAAUAUGUUUUCCAUUUAGUUUGUUAGAUUAAUAGGGCUAAAUUCCAUUACCUUUGUGGAAGUGGGGAUUUCAUGUUUAACACUGAUAUUUACAAUUAUACAAUAAUCUUUU